This is a messenger RNA of Sycon ciliatum, 1092 nucleotides long. Its product is annotated as proteasome assembly chaperone 3-like. The record is from RefSeq and is a predicted model, not a curated record. The coding region runs from base 351 to 770 and encodes 139 amino acids. Lineage: Eukaryota; Metazoa; Porifera; Calcarea; Leucosolenida; Sycettidae. Gene Ontology annotation, biological process: proteasome assembly. The transcript is spliced from 4 exons.
AACAUUUUCAAAACAGAUCUGCCUCAGGCGAAAAGCAGUGUUUAUGAUUGUACUCUUGCCGUCUUGGUGUUACAUGGAGAGUGCUUCGAGUCAAGUACUUGCAGUUGUAGUAACGACCACUGGCACUGCAUGGUUUGUGUUCACCAAGAACUAGCUCGAAGAAGUGAAGCAGAGUGGUUCAGAGUAAGGAAUCUAAAAUUUUAAUGGCCAAGAGUGUGUCACAAAUACUAUACAGUGCACCUCCUCACUCGUCGACUGCGACACCUUUGCCGCUUUGGAACUUCAUUGCCAACCAGAAAUAGAGGCGUGCUGAACAAAAGAGUCAGCCUUUGUUCAAACGUCAGGAAGUCAUGGGCGACGAAAAAUUUCCUCUCACAUCAUCGACAAGCCGUGGUGCCCUGAAUGGUAUUGACACUGAUCUGUAUGUCUGUGACUACUCAAACAAAGUUAUGAUUGGCAUUACGCAGUAUGAGAAGUUUGGAACAAUGAUUCUGUGCUAUCGCGACGGUGCAGCCGACUCCACAAACCAAGAUCAGCUUGAAACAUACACAGUUCGGCCACUUCUUGGUGAAGAAAACGAGGGUAUGCUGGUGUAUGCACGUAGUCUUGUCGAGUCGCUGUCCAAGACGGGCCUGGCAAAGCCGCUGCUGCUGUCAGUUGCCAUGAAGGAAUACACGCCGCAAGGACUCGUGCCGUUCGUGGACUUCGUUACGAAUCAUUGCAGUGCUGCUGCAUCAGCGCCAGCUACUGCACAAGCUGCCUCCGCAUGACACAUCAUCCAUGCCAUAGUCACUAGUGCAUGCAUUCCUGACAAGCUCCCUGUACAUAUUGAGACGUGUUCCACCGUUGCAUUACACUGUACCAUCUGUACAACAGUGACACUGUAUAUAUUGUUCGUACUACCCGAGUGUUUGUAUAUACACACACACUUUCGAGUACUUCUUGUACUAUACAACCUUUGCUCAGGAACGAGCAUCAUGCAAAGCCCAGGCUUCCUCACGGAUUUCUGACAGGCGGUCUUGAACUUGAUCAGUAAUCUGCUUUCGGAUUCUCAUUUGACUACAAUUUCUCUCACGCAUCUCCUUCAGCUGA